AUGGGCGAAGGCGACUCCUUCCUGCACCUGGCGCGGCCACUGGCACCCGCGGCCAUUUCGACCCAGCAGUCCACCGCACCCAUCACCGUCAACAUUCAGGCGCAAGCUCUUUUCUCCAUCCUCGACCACGCAUCUCGCCGGCCGGCCGACCAGGAGCGCGUUAUUGGCACUCUGCUCGGCGUGCGAUCUGAAGACGGAACCGAAGUCGACAUUCGCAACUGCUAUGCCGUGCCCCACACCGAGACAGCGGAGCAGGUGGAAGUGGACAUGGACUAUCAAAAGCGCAUGCUCGAAUUGCACCUGAAGGCUUCUCCCAAGGAGGUGCUGAUCGGCUGGUAUGCCACAUCCUCGGAGCUCAACACAUUCUCUGCCCUCAUCCAGAACUUCUACGGCCAGCAAGGCGAAGGAACCUUCCCACACCCCGCUGUGCACCUCACACUAUCUACCCUGGCCGGCAAGUCAGUCGACGCCCAGACGUACAUCUCCGCGCCCAUUGGUGUCACGGCAGAGCGUGCUGCGGACUCGUGCCUCUUCAUUCCUGUGCCAUACGAGAUCAAGUACGGCGAUGCUGAGAAGAGCGGAUUGGAACUCAUUGCUGGCGCACGGGAUCGCGAGGACCGAACACAGGCGGUGACAACCGAUAUCGACAACCUGGAGCGUACAAUUGAGCAGGUAUUGGACAUGCUUGAGCGCGUGAGCACCUACGUCGGAAAUGUGUUGGAUGAAGAGGCCGAGCCAAGUUCCGCUCUGGGACAAUACCUGAUGAACACCCUGAGCUUAGCACCGAAGGUUGAUKCGGAGGAUAUCGAGAAUAGCUUCAACAACCACAUCCAGGACGUGCUUAUGGUGUCAUACCUGACCAACACAAUCAAGACGCAAAUCGACCUCUCUAACAGACUCGCGACUGCAGCUCUGACCAUGGGCCCCGACAGUGUAGGCGYCAAGGACCAGUCAGGCGGUGCAGGCAAGGACGGCGCAAAGGAAGGUGGUGACGGCGAGCGUGAAGGCGGUGGAGGCCGAGGAGGCAGAUCGAAUAACCGCGGCCGAGGGGGUCGGCGGGGCGGGGAGUAG
Molecule: messenger RNA, 1071 nt
Organism: Ramularia collo-cygni
Lineage: Eukaryota; Fungi; Ascomycota; Dothideomycetes; Mycosphaerellales; Mycosphaerellaceae
Product: probable Eukaryotic translation initiation factor 3 subunit F
Exons: 2
Coding region: 1-1071 (356 amino acids)
Biological process (GO): translational initiation
Cellular component (GO): eukaryotic translation initiation factor 3 complex, eIF3m
Molecular function (GO): translation initiation factor activity; translation initiation factor binding; metallopeptidase activity
Source: RefSeq, a predicted model, not a curated record